CAUUACAUAGCCCUUACAGCUCAAGACAAGCUUGUAUGCUACGCCAUACGUAAUACGACGGUUAACCCUGCUCAGUUUCCGGCUUCGCCUCCGAAAGCCAUGACAGAAGCUCAGGACGUUGAUAGUGAGGAGUUUUGCUACAUAUGCUUUGAAGGGCCUACUCGCAAGCCCGAUGGCGAGCUCGAGCCGCUAGUUCAGGUUUGCAAGUGCCCAACGCGUGUUCAUCGGAAAUGCGUGGCACGCUGGCAACUCUAUUCUGCCGGAAAGCAGGAGGAGAAGUCUUGCCGCUUUUGCAAAGGAACGCUUCCGGACUGGAAGGAGGUCCUCACGCCUAGCGCCCUGCCACCCGCGAUACCUGUGCUCAGCAUCUACUACAACAACACCUGCUGCAGGAUGAAAGUACGGCCGGGCCCGGACGGUCUGCAAGUGUUCCUCAGGCAGUUGGAAGCCAUCGUGGGUCGCGACGUCGCCAACGUUAACUUCGUGUUUCGCUGCCGCUGCCCGGACACAGGUGCUGAGAUCUUCCUGCAGGGCCUGCAGGCCUUUGAGGCCGCCAUGCACUGCGCCUGCGUGCGGGCGGCACAACGCAGCCUGCAGCAGCAGCGCCAGCAGCAGCUGCUGCUCAUGCAACGCGAGCAGCAACAGCGACUGCUGCUGCUACAACAGCAACAGCAGCGACCCAUCCGCUCCGCUUUCCACAGCCCGCAAGCCCCCAUCCACGGCAGCAGCAUCAGUCACAGCAGCAUGCUAAACACCGAGCAGCUACUGCAACACCAGCAACAACAGCAACGGCUCAGUAGGCAGCAACAGCAGCAACCACUCUCACAGCAGCCGGCCGAGCUAGCUACCCAGCCUCAGCAGCAGCCCCUGCAGGCUUCUGCUGAGCUGCGCCCCCGGACUCCUCCUCCUCCUCCGCAGCAGCAGCAACAGCUGGUGUUGGGGCCGGGUGCCUCUCUCGCCUCCCUGGCAGCCCAUCACCACCAGGAGCGUCAACAGCAGCAGCAGCCCCCGCAGCAGCAACCGCUCAACAGCCACCAACCGACUUUCCAGAUGUUGCAGGGCCCGCCCAGGCGCUCCUACGAGCGAGCCGUGCCGGUGGCGGCGGCGGCGGCAGUAGCAAACCGAGCCAUCGGCAGCAGCAACGGAAUGGCGCUAGGUGCGGGGCGAGUUGGUGGGGCGGCCAACACCGCGCCUGUGACGCCGCUGGCGCCCGUUCAUGCCGCACGUGUUCAGCCCAUGUGCCCCCUGCCGUCAGCCCCCUGCGAGCCCCGCGUGUCAUCGCCUGGCUCCAGGCGGGUGCUGCCGUACCCGCCCCCGCUUCCCCCGCAGUCGCCUCAGCAGCAGCAGCAGCAGCCGGCGCAGCGGCAGGCGGGAGGCGCAGUGCUGCAGACGCAGGGGCCGCAUGCCGCAUGGACGGCCUCCGCGGCACCUGCGAGCAGAAUCAGCAACAACGGAAACGGCAUCGCAGCCCUGAGCGCUAGCAGCAGCAACUUGUCUCCUCGCGCUGCUCUUCGACAGAGCCACAGCCUUGGCCGCGGCACCCAACAACUCCUGACUCAGCAACAGCAACAACAACAGCAGCAGCAGCUGUACGGCAGCUCUUCCUCCUCCUCACGUCGCAGCGUAGUGGUUCCGCUUCCCCCCUCGUCGGCGCCCCAAGCCGGCAACGGCGGCGGCGGCGGCCUUGUAGCCUCACCUUCAGGUACUGCCGCCGCUGCCGCGGCCGCCGCCGCUGCUGCACAGUUCAAUCGCUUGGCGGCGACGCCGGUUGCCGUACCCGUCUCGGCUCUUGCCGGGAACCUCGACGCCGUCGCUGCUAGCGAGCUCAGCAGCUCGUACGACGGCUCUUCUGACGCGGCGGCGGCGGCGGCUCCGGGGCCGCAUGGGGGCCUUAUGCUGACGUCAUGCGCUGAGCUGGGGACGUCGUCAUCGGCCGGCAGCUCUGCAGACGAGGCCGUUACGCCUCCGCCGCCGCCGCCGCCGCAGCAGCCAAUUGUGGUAUUGGAACGGCGGGCUGCCGCUGUGUCGGCGUUUGUUGCGGCGCGACCGUCACGGCGGUCGGGCACGGAGGCCGGAGCCGCCGUGCCGUCAUCAACAGCAGGCGAUAGGAAGGCUGGCUCCGGUGCCGUGAGGGACCUCCACGGUGACUACGAUAACGACAGCGUUAUUGUCGGCAGUGGCGGAUGCAGCGGCGGCAGCAGCCGCGCCAAGGGCAGCGGCAAAAUUGCCACAGUGCUGACGUCAUCGUUUAAGAGCCUGAGGGGGCUGUUCGAGAAGUAUGUGGGCAGGAAGGGCUCCUCUCGAGUGGCUUGAAGGAGGUGGGCAUCUCGCCGCAAUGAAGGGUGUGCUGUGAAGGCCAUGUAUGACAUGGAUGGCUGCAAGGGGGCAGCGGGAGAAUGGUUGCACCGAGCUGCAGAUUGGAAGAGUAAUUGGAAUGAAGACGAUGUGGCUGCGUGGGCAGGUUGUACGGCAAGAUGAAGAGAUGAUGUAACACAUACUUGACAACGACGAAAUGGUUGAAACAAUUCUUCGUUUUGUGACGGUUUAUCGGUUGAUUGCGUGACAUGAAGCUUUGACGUUGCAUGUACAACACGAUUGGUGCACGCAAAACACAAAUGCUUUCGUUCGUUCAUCCGCUGAAGUGCUUCGUUCUGUUGGCAGUGGUGGCUGUGGCUGUGGCAUUCAAAAGUACGAUACAUGUUGGGACGUUUGCUUGAGACGUUGAUGCACGCAGGUGUGUGUAUGCUGCGUUUGGCCCCUGAGGCCCCUGCAGCAGACGGACGAGGCAAAAAUACGACAAAAACACUCAUUUCGUACGGUUGCGGUACGGCAAGGGGCUGCUGAGCCCGACAGGAGGUAUAUCGCUAUUUUGAGGAGGAGGCUUACGUCGCCCUUGUGUCAGGCGGCAGCGGCUCCGUUCUCUUGGAACUUGUGUUUGAUGACAUUUGAAUUACAAUACAAAACACAGCAACGACAGCCUGUUGCAACACCAACGAGAGUUUGUUGCGAAAAGGCUUGGUGUGUUUGGAAGCACAGCGGCCGCUCAGCAUUGCGAGGGGCAGCACAUCCCAGAGCACGUUACUUCGACGACGAAUUCUGCAAUGCGGCUUACGUGGUGGUGUUGCUGAUUACUACCAUUUCCGGCAAUUGUUGUAUCGUACACUGUAUUCGGCGGCCUCGUUUGUUACGGCUGACGGUCUUCAAUGUUGCGUUGGAUUGGGUUGGUUGGACAUUUGCGGCAUGUGACUGCUUUGCACCAAACAAGGCGCCCUACAUCCGUGUUGGCUUUCGAGGUUUGUACGGUAAAAGGGCUGCUUCGCGUGGGGAAAACGGUUGGUUGGCACGCAGGGAAGGGGAUGGCUUGGUUGUUUGAGGCUCGCAACGGCUGUGUACCGUAGCGGGAUGAGCGUUCGGCUGUAUGCGGGGGCGCAUGCUUGCGGUGUAUGAGGGCGUGCAUGAGGGUGUACUUGUAUGGGGAGAAGUUGCAUUUGCGAUUGCAGCAAACAGCGGCUUUCCUCUCCUCCCAUUCCCCUUCAUUUGCCGGUGUGGUUGCUUUUCAUGUUUUCAGCGCCGUGCCUCGGCUAUACGGCACCAUUCUGCUUUCUACGCUGUCGUGUUUAGCAGGAGCUGUGUUUGCAGGAUGGAGGAACUUGGAUGUAUUUUCAGUUGGUCGAUAGCAGAGCGGUUCAGGCUGGAGCCCGGUGCCCGCCUAAAACUGCGAACAUAGGGUUGGUGUAAUGCCUGAACUCUGCUAUGGACCGAGUUUGCAAGCCCGCACAUGGGCUGUCUGUGCAAUGUUGUUUAUUGUUAAGAUGUUUUGGGGGGACAUGUUGCGCGCGACGCAUGCGCCCGGGGGUGCCGGAAAACGUUGGGUUUGCUUUCGAGCUUGCGAGGUGGCAGGGGUUACGAUGGCUGCUUACGCGCGCAAUCAUGGGCGACAAUAAAGGCUAACGAUCUGGUACGGGCAGUUCGGUAUUUCUGCUUGUUCGUGGUUUGUUUAGGGAUGUUGGUCCUGCGUUGCGUUAUGACUGAUACACGCGCUGUUACUGUUGGCGCUGCGGAAUAGUGUUAUAAUCACACCCUUGAUGUAUCGUUUACUUCCGGUGUUGUACAGCGGGCACGGUCCAUUGACGACAGUUGGUUUACGGUUAUUUACCGGUACGGUUAUUUGUUGCCCUCAAAAGCAGAGGGCUGGUAAUGGAUAUCAUCACAAGCAAGACGUUGGACGUCGUUAUCAUCGCCCAUUGAAUUGUUGUUUAGCCUUGUUUGCUAGUAUGUUGGAAGAGAUAAGAAAUGUCGUUGGACAAGGCGUGGGGCGCUGCACGGUAAGGGUGGUGUGCGAAUGUACGGCACAUGAUUUUUGGUUGCGUGGUGGUUUCCUUGAUGCCGUAGUAACUGCUACAGUUGCUACGAGGGCAACGGCAGCCCCUGGAAGGGACAACGGCUAUGGCCAAUGGUUUUUUUAGUUUGGGUUCGGUUGUUGGGACUACACAGCGUAUCAUAGAACUGUUUCGAGGUUGUGGUUAUUACAAUUACAAAUACAUGUCCGUCAUCCAUGCAGCAUGGUAUUUGCCUUAUUCCGGGCCUUUGUUUGAGUUUCUGGACAAUAAGAGUUUGGACACCGUUUCCGGAGGAGGUAGCUAUUGCACCGAUUAUGAAAUUGUUUUGGCAAAGGGGCCUCUGGGACUUGCUUGGCGGCUUACUGACGAAAGAGGAACUCCUCCCGAGACCCGUGGGUCACUGUUCGCUCGCUGAGUUGUUGCGCUCUCUUGACACCUGUUGCAUGUGCCUUGUUAGUCGCACAUCUUGGAGCAGGGUGGAGCGCAGGACGCCGCAUAAGUUGGGUCGGCGGUGGUAUAAUCCACCGGGGGUGAGGGGUCGAAUAGGGGGUAUUGCAGGAGGUUAUGAGGCAAACGAGUCCGUCGUUUCCUGUGUGAGCAUGGGACCAUGGGUGUAGUCGGUCGUGGAAGUUAGCUGCUGAGAAGGAGGACUGUUGCAGUUGUGUUAUGUAGCGGAGGGGUAGCGACUGGUAGAGCUUUCGGGUUGUGUCGGUGUGUAGGUUGGGUGGGCGGGCACUGUCGGGCAGCAUCAAACACAGGGGGCCUAUAGCAUUGCAGGCGAGCAUGUACGGCCUGAUAGUAGCAUACGAUACCUACCUACCUCACAAUUCGCAUAUGUCAUGUAACGUGUACACCACCUG
Messenger RNA from Astrephomene gubernaculifera, 5200 nucleotides. NCBI's taxonomy places the organism in Eukaryota, Viridiplantae, Chlorophyta, Chlorophyceae, Chlamydomonadales, Astrephomenaceae. The record is from the annotation of a GenBank genome assembly.